ACAUUCACAAAUCAUUCUUGACUCUUGUCAAAUAAAACCGUACUUUCAUGUAAAUAAUCAAUUCUAAUGUUUUGUGUAAAUAGUUAAACAAACAGAUGAAAUAAAGUGAGAAAAUAAAUAGUGUUCAGUGUUAUUUAGAUCGACGACAGCGUAAACAUUGAUGGCACGUGAUGACACGCAACAAUGGGAAGACGAUGACCAGCAAUACUCCAGUAGAGAUAGUGAUGAUAGUCCGUUGUUGUCGUACAGAUACAAUAGGAGUAGAAGGUAUGCACCGUACAGUAGAGAAAUUAAACCGGAGAGGGAGAGGCGGUGGCCGGUGACGGUGAUAGCGAAGUUUUCGCUGUUCAGCACGGCCAUGAUACUGUUCUGUGUUUUAAUGUACAUACCGGUCUAUAAUAGGGCCAACGACCAGAUGCCAAAAGUAGCCGUAGCUGGCUGGUCGAUACACACAAAUAGGGAUACUAAAAUAUACGUCCAACCAGACAACGUAACAACGAUACACGAACCGAAAGACGUUUGUCCCAAAAGCAGUAGAAAUAAAAAGAAUAACCUCUUUCUUCUCAUAGUCGUCUGUUCUUCCACAAUACAUUUCGAUAGGCGUACAGCAAUACGAGAAACGUGGGGAAAUUACAAGAAUUAUUUGAAUUCGUCGAAAAUUUUCCACGCAGCACACGAGAAAUAUAAAAAUUACAAUUAUACAUAUGAUUUAUAUAAUGAAUCUAAUAAUACAGUAGAUAGAAAGAAAAGGGGCAUCUCCAGUUUUGGUCAGUUACUUCCAGAGUUAGCGAAGGCAUUAAAAGAUAAUAUAGUAACAGACGGACCAGUUGAAAAGCGCUUCGAAGAUGAAAGCGACGAAAAAAUGUUGCCAGAAUUCGAUAUGAACAAAGAAUUGGGGGAAAAUGAAGAAGAAGAUUACGAUUAUGAAUCUAAUAAUAACAUAAUGAAAAUACCCCCAAAAGGUUAUGAGGAUAACAUUGAUUUGGACAAAGUCAUUGCAAUGUUGAAAAAUGUGAAAGAUUUCCCGAAAGAGGAGAUUCUAGAAGAAGAAAGUGGUAACACUGUACCUGAUUUCAAAGUUGUGUUUCUAUUGGGGUUGCCAGCUAGUGAUAAUAGUAGUGAUAUCCAGGAUAAAAUAGAUGAAGAAGUAGAAAGAUAUGGGGAUGUUAUUCAAGAGGGUUUUAUUGAUUCGUAUAACAAUUUAACUCUGAAGUCGAUAAUGAUGUUGAAAUGGGUGACGAAUAAUUGUAAUGAAAGUGUGCGCUACAUCCUCAAAACGGACGACGAUAUGUAUAUAAAUGUGCCAAAUUUAAUAAGUAAUUUACAAAACCGGUCGAAAAUACACGACGAGAGUAGUCACAAGGAGAAAGAGUAUCUGUUGAUUGGAGAUCUUAUUUGUGGGGCGAGACCUGUCUUAGAUACGAGUAAUAAAUGGUACAGCCCCCGCUACAUGUACGGCGGUAGCGUGUACCCGCGGUACCUGUCUGGUACGGGGUACGUUUUCUCAGCUCCAGCCGCGCAUGCGCUGUACAGAGCCGCGUUGCGAACUAGCUACUUCCAUUUGGAAGAUAUUUAUAUUACUGGUAUAUGUGCGGCUCGCGCGUCACCCCGCGUGGUGCCGCGCGACGAGCCCGGCUUCACGUACAGCGGCGGCGGCGCGUGCGCCGUGCACGCGCGGCUCAGCGCACACCGCGUGCCGCCGGGGGCCAUGCGCCGGGUAGCGAACUUGCUGCGGGCUGAGCGGGUUGUGGACGGGUGCGAGCGAAAGCGUCUCACUCAGAUGAAAAAUCGGCAAGGAAGGAUAUACAUAAUAUACAAGUACCUUCGAUUGUUCGUGAGCAAGCAAUGCUAAGGAAAAACGUCUGUUUAUGUACUUUACCAGGUAUAUAAAAGUUUUCAAGUUACAAUUUUAUUCGGAAAUGCAUUCAAAGACUUUAAGUUAUUGAAGUAAGUGAUUUUACAGUUCAAGAACUCUUUUACCCAUCUCGAAUAAUGAAAUUACUGUGUAUACUUUUAAAACGUCUAGAAUAGUAUUUUUUUAUAUAUUUUGUGAAUCAAUUAUUUUUAUCGAUAUUCCCAAUUUUGUAUCUUUAAUAUUUGCUUGGCGCAAUAUUUAUUUCUAUUAUAUAUUUGAUAAAAUAUUUUAUACAAUUUUAAAAUAAUUACACACCAGGUUUUGUAUUGUAAACAGACGUUACAACAAUCGAAUACAAAUACAAAAUACAAAUAUAGUCACAAUACAAAUAUUAUAUUUUUGUAUUUUAUGUAUGGGACCAUUUUAUUAUCUCAUUUUUUUUGUAUAUUUUAUUUCGUAGAAAUUGUGAUAAGACUAAAUGUUAAUUUUUUUAAUAUUUUACUAUUUAAAUGCUCAAUCAUACACAAUCUCUUAGUUUUAAGCAAAAUGCCUCGAUAUAUUAUUUGCUACAAUUAUUUUUAGUUAAUUUUAUAAUUUUAUUGAGAUUUAUACGUAUUACAAGCCUUUUAAAUUUAAUAAAAGGUGAUAUUAUUCUGUAAAUUUUUAUUUUAGUUCAUAGCUCGCAAUAAAAGUUUGUCAUACAACAACACAGUAUUUCAACUUUGCUUUAAUACCAAAUCUGAUUAGAAAUAACACGCAGUAAUGAGCUUUUAAAAGCUUAGCUUCUUUAAAGCUACGAAUUCACAUAUCGUUUUUUUUACAAAUACCAUAUUAUAAUUCUAAUUUCUGCGCCCUUUUAGAGUGGAAUUUAUAACCCAAUUAGAUAUAUGUAUAGAAUUAUAGAAUCUCUUAUAUUUUAUUUAAAGGGUUGUGGUAAAAAAAAUAUAAAUUAUGAAAAACUUUCAUUAGCUAGAACUGUUUUAUCAAUUAUUAUUACUUUGGUUAUACGAAAAAUCAUUAUAUUAAAAAAAAUGGUUUUAUUUUUAUUCAAUUGUCUUCCUUUUUAAAUUGCGUUUGACAAUUUUAUAUUAGUCAAUAUUAUAAGUUUAGGUUUUAUUUUUUGCAAGAUAAGGUAAUGAAGUUAUAUGUGUUUUAACAAUUUUGUAAUGAAUAGAAAUGAAUGAAUUUUUAAUGUUUUAACCUGAUUUAUGUUAACAACAUCACAAUUUUAAAAUUUUCCCGUGGUAUGCGUUAAAAUUUUAUCGUUAGAAGAUAAAUUGAUGAAAUAUCUAUUGUGUACAAUGAAAAAAUGUUUGCAAAACAAAUUAUUUGCUUUAGUAAUCUUAUUGUUAAUUUAAUUACAUAUAUAGAAAUUAAAGUCUUCUUAGCAAUUUAUCAGUUUUAUUUAAGCGGACUUGAAAAUAGUUUGGCCUGUGUUAAUAAAAGACGAUUUCUAUUUUUUUUUAUCAUCCACAAUAAUUGAUCACAAGAAUAGUUAUUGUAAUAACUGUAUGAUACAGUAUUUUGUCACAUACUAUGAAAAAAUGCGAAUCUACAAAAUCUCGCAGGACGUAUUAAAAAUUAUCAAAAUAUCUUUUAUUUUAAAAAUCUUACAAAAUUCUCGAAUAAUGUGUAAUUCUAUAGUUUCUUAGUUUAUUAGUAAAUGAAUAAAGAGAUAAGCCAUACUUACAGCUAAUUUUGUUUGGUUGUAUAGCGUUUAGUCCACUAUUAUAUUUUUAUUAAUAUAUCUAAAAUUGGGCCAUUUUUAUUUUCGUGUUAUGGGUGAAGCAAUUUAUAAAAUCUAUUAGAUUAAGAAUCAAUUUCCGUAAUGGGACCUGAAUAUUGUAAUGUGUGCUUGUAAUUGUAGUAAUUCACGUAUAUAUUGAAAGUUCAAUACGAAAUAGACAAUAAAAUGUUUGCGCUUUUGAUUUAAGACGAGCUCAUGCUAAAUGUUUAAGGAUGUAGUCAUUUUAGUAAUUAAGAUUACAUAAUACAUUAUACUUUAUUACUUAUUGUAACUAAUAUAUAAAGUUUAUAUACUGAAAAAAAUAAUUUUCACUUAAAUCAAUAGUUUUUUUAAAUCGUAGGUACAUGGCUCUUUGUAAAAAUUAUCACUAGUGUAGAUACCAUAAAAAGUCUAUAAAAACGUGAUUUUAACAGACAAUUAAACUUAUAACAUAGAAGAUGCUUCUAAGUUGUCUAUUUAUUUUGUGUGAGUAUUGUUCAAAUAAUUUUUGUCAAAUAUAUGACUUUACAAUGUUUGAACAACUGUUUAUUAUAAUAUAUCGUUUGGGUAUUCUUAUAGCUGAUUAUUAUUUGUUUCGCUUCUUAAGUUUAAAUGUUAAUUUUGAGUAUCCUGUUAAUAAUUAUAUACGCAAUCUUAAGGAAAAUGUUUGAAAAUUGUAACACGACAUCAGUAUUUCCUCCUAUUUUGUCAAAGUGCUUCAAAUUAAUUUAAAAUAAAAAUUAUUUAAAUAUCUAUCCUUAAACAUUUAGCAUGAGUUCUGGGAAGGGAGGUAUGUAAAAUUCUGUAAAACAGAAGUUUGUCAGAUAUCCAAGCUCUCACUUCCUGUUCGAUUCCAUCAAUUUUUGUACAGUAAUAUACGCUCUAGUAUGAGGUAAAUGUUUGCGGCUGUGGCACGCCUUGCAGAUUAUAUCAGAUAUUAUAUUGCAAAUUAUAUAAAAGAAAUAUCAUAUGAAGUGUAUAGAAUCAUUGUUUUUUAACUCGCGUGUGUAAAAAUAAAGUAACUCAUGAAGUAAAUUGUAUUAAUAGAAAAUAUUGUGUGAUUAUCUCAGAUGUGUCAUACUUUACAAAAUAAUUAAAUGAAAUACGUAUUCAAUACAAAAGUACAAUUUUUGUGUUAUUUUGAACGUAAAGUAUAAAAUACUUGAUAUUGUUGUUGAAAUUGUUUGCCAAUACAAAAUUGUAUUGUGUUUUAAAUCUUUGUAUUACAUGUUUUUGUAUUUGACACAUCUGAAACGAUGUUGCCAUAUUAUUAUUGUAAAAUAGUUAUUUUUUCAUAUCUAAAGUAUUGCUGUAAUAGCUUUGCCUUGUCAGUCCCAUACGCAUAGUGUUCUUAAUAUUGUGAUGAAUUUUAUAAUAAAUUGAUGAAAUCAA
This is a messenger RNA of Colias croceus (clouded yellow), 4973 nucleotides long. RefSeq lists its product as uncharacterized. Lineage: Eukaryota; Metazoa; Arthropoda; Insecta; Lepidoptera; Pieridae. Gene Ontology annotation, cellular component: membrane. Bases 161 to 1852 code for a protein of 563 amino acids. The transcript has 9 exons. Gene Ontology annotation, molecular function: hexosyltransferase activity. The record is from RefSeq and is a predicted model, not a curated record.